Suillus paluster is the source of this 756-nucleotide messenger RNA. RefSeq lists its product as uncharacterized. Lineage: Eukaryota; Fungi; Basidiomycota; Agaricomycetes; Boletales; Suillaceae. The transcript has a single exon. Bases 136 to 603 code for a protein of 155 amino acids. The record is from RefSeq and is a predicted model, not a curated record.
CCGUAUCUGAUUAGGUCGUCCCGCAAUACACGCAUGUAAACACUAAGGCUCACCGAGGAGGUACCAUAGCGCUUUACCUAGUGAUCAAGCUUGCCUUGAGUUCCACCCUGGCGCAGUACGGAGCAGCAUUGAGACAUGUCAUCACCUAUGUUCCUCCAACGACGCAUGCAUGGCGUGCAGGGAUGUCCGCACCAUAUACCACCAGAUUCACCUCACCCACAGGUUCCGCACGCAAGCCAUAUGCACCCUCCAGCAUUUCCCUCGAAGUUCCACGAAUGUUUUUCGUCUGUGUCGUCGACGGGUCAGACGGGUCAUACUUCACCUGCUUUGUUGACCUUGCGCAGAGCGAAUUGGGUCAGGUUAAUCUGUCCCGUCUUUUCGCUCCAUAUACUCCUCCAAUGCCCCGUCAUUGUCACAGAUACGAGCCCGGAAACGAGGUCCCCCUUGCGGUCAGACACAAGCUACGGGAAGAUCACGACCCCCAUUUAUAGAGCGCACUCACAUUCGUCCAUGCUUGAUACCCGGGACCACGGCAGUGCCAGCGUCUAUGAAGCACAUACGACGAGGACGCGGAAAUUGAACCCACAAGGGCGUGCGGACUGACGACGAGGUAUCGUUCUGUCCCUCAGAUGAGAAGACAGCCGGCAUGCAUACGAUGUACCUCGUCGAAUAGGGCCAGGCUCUGGAUAAGGUGGGAUGUUUUCUCGCUCAUAUUCCUACCUCCGGUAGGAAGAUACUUUCAAGUGAGAUGUUGGG